UGGAGCCGCGGCGCGCUGAGCGAGCAGGCUGGGCGGGGAGGCGCGGGGCGGGAGCGCCCACAGCUCGGAGCCGCCAGGCGCUGACGAGGAGCCCGGCUGAGGGAGGAUGCGCGGGUGACGCCUGCGGGAGCUGCACGCCCGGACGGGAGGAUGCUCCCGAGGGGCCUCUGGCGGUGGCGCGCGCGGCUGCUGUCGACCCCUGGCACCUGGGGCCCAGCGAGCCCGUGGCCGCUGCCGCCGCCGCCCCAGGUUUUGUAUGUGAAGCUGUGUGGAAAUGUGAAAUACUACCAGUCUCACCAUUAUAGUACCGUGGUGCCACCUGAUGAAAUAACAGUUAAUUAUAGACAUGGCCUUCCCUUGGUAACACUUACUUUGCCAUCUAGAAAAGAACGUUGUCAAUUUGUAGUCAAACCAAUGUUGUCAACAGUUGGUUCAUUCCUUCAGGACCUACAAAAUGAAGAUAAGGGCAUCAAAACUGCAGCCAUCUUCACAGCAGAUGGCAACAAGAUUUCAGCUUCCACCUUGAUGGAUAUUUUGCUAAUGAAUGAUUUUAAACUUGUCAUUAAUAAAAUAGCAUAUGAUGUACAGUGUCCAACGAGAGAAAAACCAACUAAUGAGCACACUGCCGAGAUGGAACACAUGAAAUCCUUGGUUCAUAGACUCGUUACAAUCUUGCAUUUAGAAGAGUCUCAGAAAAAGAGAGAGCACCAUUUACUGGAGAAAAUUGACCACCUGAAGGAACAGCUGCAGCCCCUUGAACAGGUGAAAGCUGGAAUAGCAGCUCAUUCAGAAGCCAAAACCAGCGGACUCCUGUGGGCUGGAUUGGCACUGCUCUCCAUUCAGGGUGGGGCACUGGCCUGGCUCACGUGGUGGGUGUACUCCUGGGAUAUCAUGGAACCAGUUACAUACUUCAUCACAUUUGCAAAUUCUAUGGUCUUUUUUGCAUACUUUGUAGUCACUCAACAGGAUUAUACUUACUCAGCUGUUAAGAGUAGGCAAUUUCUUCAGUUCUUCCACAAGAAAUCAAAGCAACAGCAUUUUGAUGUGGAGCAAUACAACAAGUUAAAAGAAGACCUUGCUAAGGCUAAAGAAUCCCUGAAACAGGUGCGCCAUUCUCUCUAUUUGCAAAUGCAAGUAGAAGAACUCAAUGAAAAGAAUUAAUCUGACAUUUUUACAUGUCAUCGGAUUUUCCAUUUUGUAUUGAUUUUGCAACUUAGGAUGUUUUUGAGUCCCAUGGUUCAUUUCAAUUUGAUUGUUCAAUCCUUUUUUUGUUAUUAAAUUCUUGUAAAACAGAAGUAUUGUUUGAAGUUCUCAACUGAGAUUUUUACUCUUUGGAUUUUUAAGACUUGCUAAUGUUAGAAAGGGCUUGUAUGCGUCUAUCAAAGCAACAGUGGCUGCUGUUAGCUAAAAAUCCUUGUCAGCUUGUCCCAUGUUUAUUCUCUAUGUGAAGGUGAAAGGGUCUGUGCUUGGCAUUCACUUUCAUUCUUAGACUUAAUUUGGAAUCAUCUUUUUUUAAAAAAAUCAGAGACCAGGUCUCACCAAAUCAAAACUCCUGGGCUCAAGCAACCCUCCUGCCUCAACCUCCCACGGAAUCAUCUUGUCAUUAACUUUUUUUUAAUAUGCAAUAGUUGGGAGUAAGAUCUUUUUAUCAUUUAUCAAAAAGGCAUAAAUGUUCCACCGACCAUAAAGUAUAGCUGGUACUAACUUCACCUGAAACAGUGUAUAUAAACGAUUGCUUUUGAACUUGCAAAUCACAAGUUUCAGGUAUUGAAGCCGAAACAGUUAACCUUCUUCAGCCUCUGACAGAUUAUUAACAAAACAGUAUUACCCAGAUUCUACAUAUUAAUAUGAAUUGAACCUUGAAAGUAACACCUGUUAUUCUAUUAAUGUGAUCAUGUGUGAAUGGAUCUGAUGACUGUUGGACUGUUUGUAGGAACAAUGGAAGAUGCUGACAGAAUCCGAUUUUGCAGGUGUUCAGCCUAUAGUGGCUAAGAAUUAUCAUGUUUUCUAUUUCAUCCUCAGAAUGCCAUAUAACAAUUCUGGAAUGCUGAUUUGUUUAAAAGUAGGAAUUAAAGUCAUACACAAAAUGUGGUAAUUCAUAUGUAGAUGCAAUAUUAAACAUUUAUAUGACCGAGUAAAAAACAUCUAUCAGUUACACAAAUGAACAAGAAUGCGAGUUAGAAAAAUGUAGUAAAAUAUGAAUUUCAAAUAUUUUA
Molecule: messenger RNA, 2216 nt
Organism: Rhinopithecus roxellana (golden snub-nosed monkey)
Lineage: Eukaryota; Metazoa; Chordata; Mammalia; Primates; Cercopithecidae
Gene: MCUB
Product: mitochondrial calcium uniporter dominant negative beta subunit
Exons: 8
Coding region: 151-1161 (336 amino acids)
Biological process (GO): calcium import into the mitochondrion; mitochondrial calcium ion homeostasis
Cellular component (GO): uniplex complex; mitochondrial inner membrane
Molecular function (GO): calcium channel inhibitor activity
Source: RefSeq, a predicted model, not a curated record